GGAAAAUGAAAAGGAGUGUAAGGAUUUAUCUUGAAUUUACUAUAUUUUAUUAAUCUAUCAUAUUGAUGCUGUUCAACUAGUUUCUAUAAUAUUCAAUGGCAGAUUGAUAGGCUGGCUCAGAUUUCAAACCUCUAUCAAACUUUUAAACCUGCGAUCUAUCACCUUAGAUGCUGCCGUAGUCCAACUGUGUUCGAUGAUCCCUCUCACCCUCAUUUCACCUUUGAAACCAUGUUACCUGCCCUCCAUCAUACCUCUACACACAAGAUAUAACCAACUGAAAAAACUCAAUCAGAAGAAGAAGUUUAGGGAUGGCAAGUGCAGGGCUGAGUUCUCUGGUGACGCGCCAGUGGCUUUAGCGAUCGGCGCUUGCAUUCUAAACUCGCUUAUUUUUCCGGCAAAGACUCUUCCACCAGAAGACAGUGAGGCUGAAUCGUUGAUUGACUCGGACGAUGCGCGGUUUGCGGUCAUGGGAAUUAUUAGCUUCAUUCCUUAUUUCAAUUGGAUGAGUUGGGUGUUUGCUUGGUUGGACACCGGGAAGCGGCGUUACGCUGUUUAUGCUAUUGUCUAUUUAGCUCCUUACUUGAGGCCAAACCUAUCAAUAUCUCCCGAGGAGAGCUGGCUGCCAAUUGCUAGCAUUCUCAUCUGCAUUGCCCACAUUCAGCUAGAGGCAAGCAUUAAAAAUGGAGACAUUCAGGGAUUUCAAGUGGAAAAACUUGUAUCAUCCAUAAGUAAACACAGUGGAAAUUCUAAAGAGAGGGAAAGGAGGAAUGAUGAGAUACGCGAUUGGGGUGCUGCUCAGGAUCGUGAAAAUCAUGAAAUCUGUAAUGAGAAUGAAGAUUCCAAUGGAGGUGCACAACAUUAACAGGCUCAAAUGUUAAUUUCAGUUUUUAUUUGCAUAUCCGAGAGCGUUUUAGUUUGAUUAGAGCUUACUUUGAGCAAUGACUGGGCUAUGUGGGGAUGUUUUGAAAUGUCAAAUUUUAUUGUCAAGUUAGGUGUAGUUAACUACAUUGAAAUGCUUGUUCCCAUGUUUCCCCUUUGAUAUUAUGGAAUAAAUUCUUAUGUAUUACUGAGAUUCUUAUUACAGACCUUUAUUCAUACACAUUCUGAAUUAAUAGC
This is a messenger RNA of Striga asiatica, 1116 nucleotides long. NCBI's taxonomy places the organism in Eukaryota, Viridiplantae, Streptophyta, Magnoliopsida, Lamiales, Orobanchaceae. The record is from the annotation of a GenBank genome assembly.